GCCGAGCACGGCAGAUGGGGCGGAUGGCCCGGUGCGGGGCUCUGCUCUGGCUUCUGCUUGCAGCCUCCUGCCUGCACGCUGGUGAGGCCUUCAGAUGCUUUACAUGUGAGCAGCCCACGGCCAUUCCUUUAUGCAAGAACAUCACUCGCUGCAAACCAGAGGCCACGGCCUGUAUGACUACGCUGGUGCUGAUGGAGGCCGAGUACCCCUUCAACCAGAUGCCCCUGGUGACCCGGUCCUGCUCCAACUCCUGCUUUGCCACCGACCCCGACAGCAUGGGGAGCACCCGCGCUGUCUACUGCUGUUUCCGCGAUCUGUGCAACUCCGUGCAGGCCUCCAGGCUCGGCGUCAGGGCCCUGGCCCCGCUGGGGGCCCCACUCCUUCCCUGAAGGGCCUGCCACCACCAGAGGCCACCCGUAGCCGCACGCUUCCAGAAGCUUCCGGUUAAUCAUGGGACUCAAGGGGUGAGAGCCUUGCCAGGGGCCUCCCGGCCCGCCACCCCCCACACUUGCAGAAAAUAAACAAAGUCAGGGCAGAAA
Molecule: messenger RNA, 539 nt
Organism: Herpailurus yagouaroundi (jaguarundi)
Lineage: Eukaryota; Metazoa; Chordata; Mammalia; Carnivora; Felidae
Gene: SLURP1
Product: secreted LY6/PLAUR domain containing 1
Exons: 3
Coding region: 15-389 (124 amino acids)
Cellular component (GO): plasma membrane
Source: RefSeq, a predicted model, not a curated record